This is a messenger RNA of Cynoglossus semilaevis (tongue sole), 4865 nucleotides long. RefSeq names its product zinc finger protein 609a (gene znf609a). NCBI's taxonomy places the organism in Eukaryota, Metazoa, Chordata, Actinopteri, Pleuronectiformes, Cynoglossidae. The record is from RefSeq and is a predicted model, not a curated record. Gene Ontology annotation, biological process: regulation of transcription by RNA polymerase II. Gene Ontology annotation, cellular component: nucleus.
GGGCUUUCGCUCUCACUCGAACAGCCAUUACGGCCCAGAGCAGCGCUGCUGUUUGUCCGUCUGCGGCUGUCCGUGGGUCUGUGUGCUAAACAGACGCAGUGCUAACGUCUCUAAACUCUAGGACUAAUGACAUUCACUAUUCUUGGACUAUCUGGGAUACGCGCUGUUUGUACUAGAGUUUGAGGAGUCACUCCAAAAUGUCGUCGUUUCCCGCUGUACUCCUAGCCGAGAGCGUGUGAUGGCUGCGCUCCAGUGAAGCUAGUGAGCACGUUGACUCUGCUUCUGUCCGUUUUGCCCCAGGGACGCUUUUCUGCAACGUCUUUACCGGAAAUACAGUGACAUAUGGAGUGUACAUGAACACUGCUUUCAUUGGGAUUCUAACCGGGGAGGCGAUGUGGGGAUCAGGGCGGUGGCGCAGGGUCCAGCCCUGAGGAGCCGUGCUGCUGCUGGGAGGAGCGCGGCCCUCCUGCAGCCCUCCUCGGACGCUCCGGGACGCUCAUACUAAGAUGUCCCUCAGCAGCGGCUCUGCAGGCGGGAAAGGUGUGGACUCCAACGCGGUGGACACGUAUGACAGCGGCGAUGAGUGGGAUAUCGGUGUUGGAAAUCUGAUCAUUGACUUGGACGCCGACCUGGAAAAGGAUAAACUAGAGAUGUCGAGCAGCAAGGAUGUAGGGGCCAUGGGGGGACCGCCCAGCGCCGUGGCUGCUUUACCUGACAAUAUAAAGUUUGUUAGUCCUGUGACUGCCAUGCAAGGCAAAGAGAGCAAGUCCAAAUCCAAGCGCAGCAAGAACUCUAAGGACAGUGUUAAGGGCCCAGUCUCAGACGGAGCCAAAAAGGAGAUUCCGGCGCGGCUCCCUGCAGACCCACCGGCCCAAAACCCGAACUCUACCCCACCGAAGGGUAAUGACAAGUCAAGUAAACCCACCCGUAUCAUCCCCAAUAUAAAAAAGGACAAAGACGGGCUAACUGGGAAAAGUAAGAAGGACAAAAUAGAGGUCGCGGCCACAGGUGGGCUUGGCAUUGAGAAAGAGUCGGGGGGGCCCAGUGUGCCGUUUGGGUCCCCUCGGAGCGGCCCAUUCGAGGCCCAGCAAAACCCUGAACUUGUUGCAGCUGAGCAGCUGGGGAGUAUGGCACUGGACGCUGCAGGGAUUGGACAGACUGCUGCUAUGACAACAGAGCAGGACGAGAUGGACGCAGGAGAAUGUCGGAACCUGAAGAAGACGGUCAGUGGUGAGAAGAUGGAGUCUCCGGUCUCGACCCCUGCUGCUCUUCCUCUUCACCUCCUAACCCCCGUCACCAACAGUGACAUUUCGUCGUCCAGCGAACAGAUCAUGGUUCGCACACGCUCAGUAGCCGUGAACACGGCGGACGCAGCACUGGCGACAGAGCCAGAGUGUCUGGGACCCUGUGAGCCAGGCACCAGCGUCAACCUGGAGGGAAUAGUGUGGCAGGAGACGGAGGAUGGUAUGUUGGUCGUAAAUGUCACCUGGAGAAACAAGACCUACGUGGGAACCUUGUUGGACUGCACCAGACAUGACUGGGCCCCACCAAGGUUCUGCGAUUCUCCCACCAGUGAUGUGGAGAUACGGAGUGGCCGUGGUCGGGGGAAGAGGAUGCGUCCUAGCAGUAACACGCCGCUCAAUGACAACAGCAACUCCUCAGACAACAAAGGCAGCGGCAGCAGUAAGACCAGAGGAGCCGCGGCCAACAGUAAAGGCAGACGAGGGAGUCAGACCAGCGGCAGCGUGGAGGACGCCAAGGCCAGUCCCUCCUCCGCCAAAAGGAAGACCAAACCUGCUUCCGACAUGGAGCCCACGUCCAGCUCUGAGGACACCAAGGCGUCCAAACGCAUGAGAACCAACUCCACUGGUGCUGCACCCUCCCUCCCGGGAGGUAAAACAGAUCCCCUUCCUCCCCCACAGCUGGACCGCACCUGCCCCUCCCCCGUACUCAUUGACUGCCCUCAUCCCAACUGUAACAAGAAAUACAAGCACAUCAAUGGGCUGAAGUACCACCAGGCCCGAGCCCACAAUGAAAGUGACAUCCGAUUGGACCAGGAUGGAGACAGUGAGUACGGGGAUGACCCCACCCUCCACCCCGACCCUGCCUCCUGUAAUGGUGCUGCCAUCUCACCUGCUCGCUCCACGACGCCAAAAGGAAGAGGCUUCGACGUUCCCUCCCCUUCCUCAGGGAAGAUGACGUCAAAGGGGAAGAAGAAAGGAGGGGAGGUGGAGCCAGAGGGGACAGACGGGGGUGAGGAGGCCGCAUGUUUGACUGAUGAGGCCAGUAAUGAUGGUAUGGACGAUAGGAAGGCCAAGAAAAUGGUGAGUGGAGGAAAGCUCGACAAAGUGGCCCAAAAAGGCCUGAAGCCCGUUCGCCCUGUGGCCUCUGUGGGUCCCGGAGCGCCCUCACCCUAUGCCCUACAGGCUUCCUCCCCCUCUCUGGGCUCUGUGGUACAGUCCAUUCCUAAGAGCCCACAGCUGAAGAACAGCCAACCCAAGCCCCCUCCCCUGGUUGACCCCGCCUCCAGCCCCUCCCUCAACAAAGACAAGAAGAAGAAGGACAAAAAGAAGAGGGAGGGAGGCAAGGAGUGUGACAGUCCAAAGGCCUCGUGUAAGGCUGGGAGGCCAGAGGAGGGAAAAAGUCCGUACUCCGAUACGUCCGACGCCAUGCUCAAUGGCUCCACGGAAGCUCACCAAAGUCGCCUGGCCAGCAUCAAGGCAGAGGCCGACAAGGUUUACAGCUUCUCUGACAACGCGCCCAGUCCGUCCAUCGGUGUGGCCAGCAGAUUGGAACCUGGCGCCCCGGCGCCGCUUCACCUCAACCAGAAUGGAGCCGACAGCGCUUCCAUCAAAACCAGCAGCCCGGCCUACUCCGACAUCUCUGACGCAGGAGAGGACGGAGAGGGGAAGGCCGAGGGGGUGAAGGUGAAGACGGAGCCUGAUCAGGUUCCUCGUGAAGGUGCCAAGAAGGCUCUGUUCCCCCCGCAGCCCCCCAGUAAGGAGUCACCGUACUACUCCAACUACGAGUCUUACUACUCCCCUAGCUACACUAACCCCAGCCCUGGGGCGGCACAGACUGCAGCGCCUCACACCGAGGUAGCCCAGGUGAAGAUCAAGAAGGAGAAGGAGGAGGAGCUGGAGCUGGGGGAGGAGACCAAACUGAAGACUGAGCCUCAGGAGGAGAGGAAGGUGGAGCCGGGGCCUCAGCAACCCUCCGUCAUCCAGCAGCGCUCCAACAUGUACACCCAGCCUCUGUACUACAACCAGUACUAUGUACCGCCGUACUCCUACAGCCCGGACCAGGCCUACCACGCCCACCUGCUGGCCUCUAACCCCGCCUAUCGACAGCAGUACGAAGAAAGACAGCGACAGGUGGAGAGGAAGACCGAGAGCAAAGAGCGCGAAGGUCCUGGUAAAGAGGAGUGGAAGCAGAAGGCAUCGCUGCCCCCAACCCUGUCCCGGGCCCCCAGCCUUACUGACCUAGGUUCCAAGGGGGCGCUAAACCAGGGAAAAUCCAAAGAACCUCCACUGGCAGCGUCCUCUGAACAGACAAAGUCUGUCAUCAUGGCAAAGGAGGAGCCUAAAGGUCAGGUCAUCCAAUCUGAGGGUCUGAAGAUGAAGCUGAGUGAAGCAGGGCAUCAUGGGAAAGAGGAGGCCAAACCAGGAGUGGAGUCUGGAAGGCCUACAGGUGUAGAGUCCGCCAUGUGGUACAGACAGGAGCCCGACUCUCGCCUGUGGCCCUACGUUUACCCUAACAAGUACCCCGAGGCCCCAAAGCCGCAGGAGGAGGAGCGGUGGAAAGAGGAGAGGGAGAGGGAGCGGGAAAGGAAGGUGAAGGAGGAGCGGCCCCGGGUAAAGGAGAGCCUCCACAAAGAGGAGGUGAAGGAGGGAGCAGAGGGGAGGACACAGCUGCCUCCAGACGAGCACCGGGGGUCGCAUCCCCCACACAUGUCGUUCUCCUCACCUCUUGCUCAGCACCAGGGCUACAUGCCCUACAUGCAUGGACCUUACGCCUACAGUCAGGGCUACGAGCCCAGUCACCCCGGAUACAGAGGCAUGCCCUCCGUCAUGAUGCAGAACUACCCCGGAUCCUACCUGCCUGCUGGGUACUCCUUCUCCACGUACGGAGGGAAAGUGGCAACAGCAGGGGAGGAGGGGGAGAAAGCCUCCAGGUCCAGUCCCACAGUGAAGCCCCCCAGUGAGGCCAAAGCUCUGGACCUGCUGCAGCAGCACGCCAGUCAGUACAAGAGCAAGUCACCGUCAGUACAGGACAAGACGCCACACGAGAGGGAGAGGGAGGGAGACCGGCCGCGAUCUUCACCCUCACAGCGCAUUCUUCCUUCCCAUCAUCACCUGGGCUACCCACUGCUGUCUGGACAGUACGACCUGUCCUAUGCCUCAGGUCUCUCCUCCUCAGCCAUUGUAGCCAGUCAGCAGGCGUCUGCUCCGUCCAUGUAUCCUCCACCACGGAGGUGAGACUGGCCGACCUGAUUGGCAGCAGGGAAUCAUGUGACUGGAUCACAUGGGAAAAUAUUUCUGAUCCCACAUCAGUUCAAUGGUGUCUGUGUACGUUUGAUUUUUCUGCCCCGGUCACUGGAUCAGACUAAGAAUUGAACCGGGUCCAGACGGUGCUCCUGGUUCCACACACUGUUGCUGUUCAGAAUGUUUCCGAACAGUUCUGCCGGUUCUUCUAGUGCUGCUGGUUCCAGUUUGAGCUGCUGGUGCCAAGGUGAGCAGCAGAGAACUGGAGGACAGAGUGGACCCGGGGGGAGGAGCCGCUCUGAGACGAAGCAGGUGAUUGGUGGUGUUCUGGUGUGGCCUCGAGGUCCACUCUUUUUUUUUUUUUUCCUUUUUUUUUCUUGC